AUGCGAAAGAAGAAGACCGAAACUUCAAUUUUGGCGGUGAUGCAGGAUGAAGCGCGGAAGCUUCUCGUCGAAAAGAAGCAUCCUGCCAUGGCAAUCUGCAUUCUUCUUGUACCUGAAGCCGACAGGCUGAAGCUCGAUGCGCUCACAGGAGACACUAGCUGUCAGUCGCGAACUAUGGUGCUACUCGAUACCGCUCAAGCGCUAAACACAUAUCUCCUUCGGAACGGCAAAUUGGAAGAGUUUCAACGUCUGGCAAGGGACUUUUUGGAACGACCUGUUGGAGAAAAGGCGCUCAAGGAGAUCAGAACCACUGAAGACGUCUUCUGCGGCAAGCCCAUCUCAGACAAUCUGGCUCAGUACUUGGAUCAUUUCAGCAACGUCGUUGGCGACGAGGUCUUGAAGGCGUGCGGAUUGUGUUAUAGCAACACCGAGAACAGCCUUUUCUUCAACGACGAGAACGGCGGCUACUUUUCGGACAUUAGCGAUCUCGCCUACAAGGCUGAAAUGCCCGGCACGAAGGAUGGGCUGCCUGUCCGCAAAGACCACACUUACGACCUUCGCGCCGCGCUGGGCGAGGCGUGCACCAAGGCAAUUUUCAAGAAGGCAGUGGACGCCAGCGCGGAUGGCUUUCAGCCGCCGAAUGCCCACGACGCGCCCACAAUUCAAUUGACGUUCGAGAAGCAGCUCGCCGCCGCCGUUGCGCAAGUUGUCUCCUCCUGCCCUCAGAAGGACGGAGCUGGCAUACCGGUCCAAGCCAUCGUCCCACAAACGCUAGUGGUGCUUGGCAACGCUUACCGUAACGGGCACAUGCUCAACCUGAGGAUCAGGCGCGUCCGAAUGUCCCCAGUUGAAAGCCGAAGAGACGACGAAGCGGAAGAAGAGAUAGCCGAGAGCGGCGACAGUCCGCGUCCACCACCGUACAAUUACAUGUUGACCGCCGCUCGUACUUUCCAGGCCAUCCCUAACCAAGCUACAGGACGUUUCGAGGUAGCAAGUGAAGUUUCGCCGGAGCAUGAGCACACAUUGGGCAUGAGCUUCGAUUUCUUCAGCUAUUACCUGCAAAAUGAGAACGGCGAGGGCCUGCUGAGCUCCUGUGACGACGUUUACUACGCGGCCAUCACAAGCGAUGAGAUGGAUCCGGUCUGGUCGCUGAUACUGCCAAGCUUGGUUGCGCAUAGCCCCUUCAGCGGCUAUGCAAAAGAUAAGAGCGCGGAUCAUGAUGCUUUCUACAAGAAGCUGUGUCCGCCCUCUCGCUCCUUGAUUCGUAGCCGCUAUCAACUGGAAGGGUUUGCGUUCGGGAGCGCGAAAGGGAACGACGACAGGCCCUCAUUGUACGAAUUGAUCAGUCAUUGUCGAAAGAUGAUGACUGAGUAUGAUCUUCAUGACAUUCGCGAAUUCCUCAGGGACGAAGCCAAUCGGGGUGGCUUCGAGCGUCGACGCAAGCCGCACCCGUGCGCUAUCCGACACAUUUGGAUUGGAUCUUACAAGGAGGUCAAAGCAGAAGGCAACAAACUUUUGCACGAGCGCCACAAGCAUCCCGACAUUGUUUGUCAAGGCCCUCUCUUUCGUCUUGGAAAAGGCGCGGCAAGCUUCAGAUCAUCACAAGAGGUGAAAGACUUUAUCAAAGAGAGACGAUGCUGCUCGAUGCGCGCCAAGACGCGCUAUGCAGAGGCUUAUCCUGAAAAUUGGGCCUACCUUCAAGACAGCGGAAAGGUAUAG
Messenger RNA from Ceraceosorus bombacis, 1719 nucleotides. The record is from the annotation of a GenBank genome assembly. Lineage: Eukaryota; Fungi; Basidiomycota; Exobasidiomycetes; Ceraceosorales; Ceraceosoraceae.